UCCAUUGCCUUGCGGUGCCGUUGCAUCGACGACCCUGCGUGCAUCGGUUAGCUCAUCUUUGCACGAAAGAUUGGGGCAUACAUUGUCGCUGCGGCUCACCACAGCCUCCGAUCAAGCGCCCGCCUCUCCGAAGCAAUCGAUGGCACGCACCACCAGCCUGGGGCUCUUCAUCUGCGCCGUGCUGCUGCUCGCUGCCGCCGUGCCCUCGGAGUCAGCUCGGGUCUUGAGAGAAGCGCCGUCCGCCACUGAUGGCGCUGGCGUCACCGAGGUAUCCAUGAAGGUGCCUGGCGAGGGGCAGAGGCAGGUCGGGACAGCGGCAGAGUCCAAGCGCCUGAGCCCCGGAGGAUCGGACCCUCAGCACCAUUAGGUGGCCACUGUGUUGAGCUCUCCCGUGCUCGCCGUGUCGAAGGCUGUAGGAAGGAACAAACAAAGGUUGGCGAGGGUGUUUUUUGCGACAAUAAUUAAGGUUGACGAGGAUAAUGUUUUCGUACUGCCCAUUCGUUCGGUGCUGCUACUGUAUGCUUUCACUUUGUCUCUUAGGUGAGGGCGCUUUCCUACUAUAUACUACUAGUAC
Messenger RNA from Triticum aestivum (bread wheat), 574 nucleotides. Its product is annotated as CLAVATA3/ESR (CLE)-related protein 3-like. The record is from RefSeq and is a predicted model, not a curated record. The coding region runs from base 140 to 367 and encodes 75 amino acids. The transcript has a single exon. NCBI's taxonomy places the organism in Eukaryota, Viridiplantae, Streptophyta, Magnoliopsida, Poales, Poaceae. Gene Ontology annotation, molecular function: receptor serine/threonine kinase binding.